AAUUCCCACGAGGCGGCUCCGUCACCGGCGGCGAAGGAAGCCGACUCCUCCCGUAGUAAGAAAGCAGCAGGUGGCGGCGGUAAUAAGGAGGUGACAUACGGAGGGGUGAGGAGGCGGCCAUGGGGGAAGUACGCGACAGAGAUAAGGGAUUCGACGCAGCACGAGAUGAGGGUGUGGCUUGGGACGUUCAAGACGGCAAAGGCGGCGGCGAUGGCGUACGACCAGGCAGCGCUGUCCUUCCAAGGAGCCAAGGUCGUCCUUAACUUCCUCAUCGACGAGGUCAGCAGAUCCCUUCGGGAGAUAGGCUGCAACAACAACAACAUAUUCGAGGAAUAUUCGUCCCCUGCUCAAGCGCUUCGAUCCGAACUAUUGUCACCGGCCGGUCGUCUGAUCGAUUUGUGUGUUCCGGUGGGUGCAAUAUUGCAAGGCGCCCAGACGCGGUGA
Molecule: messenger RNA, 444 nt
Organism: Linum tenue
Lineage: Eukaryota; Viridiplantae; Streptophyta; Magnoliopsida; Malpighiales; Linaceae
Source: the annotation of a GenBank genome assembly